AUGGGUGUGAAGGCAUUGAAGUCUCAUAUGGAUUCAAAUAGCCACCAGACAAAGAUGCGCGGACCAAACUCGCAGCUACCGCUGUCACUGUUUUGCGCCGGGACUAGUGCUACACCGACCUCCACUGCCCCCUCAACCUCCAGCACCGUGACCACAUCUACCGCCGCCGGUACCUCAACCUCACCUGCUCCCAUCAACAGCAUUCCGAAUCAACUGCUCUCCACCACCGCGACACUGCAGGCCGAGGUACUGUGGUGUCUAGAUUUGGCUUCGAAACACCACUCCUUCAACUCCAAUGACGGCAUUGCAGAGCUAUUUGUCAAGAUGUUCCCCGACUCCCAAAUUGCCAAAUCCUUCGCUUUGGCCAAGGACAAGACCGGCUAUAUGAUAAAAUUUGGGAUCGCCCCAUAUUUCAAGAGGCAACUAGUCGAGGCCAUAAAUCGUGCCGGCCCUUACGUGCUGAUGUUUGACGAGAGUUUAAACCAAUCGUCCAAAAAAAAACAACUGGACAUUCACAUUCGGUUUUUGGAGGAUGGGUGCGUUCAGUCGCGAUAUUUUGGCUCACAAUUCCUGGGACAUGGAAGAGCUGAUGAUCUGUUGCUGCACAUCAAAGAAUGCAUUGGCCAACUCAACAUGAGGCAGCUCCUCUCAGUUGGGAUGGAUGGGCCCAAUGUAAAUUUUAAACUCCUUGAUCUCCUUCAAAGGGAGUACGCUGAGCUCAAUGGAGGUGCCCAAGUUCUGGUGGUUGGGAGCUGUGGACUCCACACUCUCCACAAUGCCAUGAAGGCCGGAUUUACAGUGUGGCAAAUCGAGAAGUUCCUGCGUGCACUCCAUUUCCUCUUUCAUAACGUGCCUGCCCGGAGAGAGGACUACACCAACACCACUGGAUCUACCUGCUUUCCCCUCUCUUUCUGUGGCCACAGAUGGGUCGAAAAUGUGCCAGUCGCUGAGAGAGCCCUCGAAGUUUGGCCGAUGGUUCAGGCAUAUGUCAGUGCUGCAGAAGAGAAGAAGGUUCAAAAACCGAACACGGCCUCGUACGACACCAUCCUGGCAGCAAGAGAGGAUCCACUGCUAGUACCAAAACUAAAGUUCUUCCUCUCCAUUGCAAGAGGUUUCAACCCUUUUCUUCACAAGUAUCAGACAGAUGAGCCCGUGUUGCCUUUUUUGGCUAAAGAUUUAACUGAGCUUCUGUUGAGUUUACUUCGGCGAUUCAUCAAAAGGGAGCUCCUACAGGACCAAACCCCCUUGCAACUCAUUAAGUUGGACAUCUCUGAUGAGAAGAACUGGGUCUCCCUCAGAAGGGUGGACAUAGGCUUGGGAGCGGAAUCAGCCAUCAAGGCACUCCAGGGCAAACCAGGAACCAAGAUAGGGGAACACUCUGUGCUCAGCCUGAGAAAAGAGUGUUUGCAGUGUCUGGUUCGGUUCAUAAAGAAGCUGCAGGAAAGGUCCCCGUUGAAAUUCCCCAUUGUUAGGCAGAUUGCCUCCCUGGAUCCCACAAAGAUGGCCAAAGAUCCUGAGUGGUGCAUCGUACAGAUGAAGGCAUUAGUGCAGACAUUCAUCCAAGGGCAGCAGUUGGCAGGUGGCAUUGCAGUUGGUAAGAGAAUAUUAUAUAGGGACAGAAGAAGUCAAUAGGUUAUUCUACUUGAUUUAGGUCAUGUGCUAGGAAUCUCCAUUGGUUCUCUGCUUUUUUUAAUUCAAGAGGUAUGAAGGUGUCAAUGAUCAGUUCAUAAUUUAGAUAAGACUGCUGUGCCCCCAGGAGGAGAACCACCGCUUUAGCUACUGCUGUGUAUCUGUGAUGUACUGUU
Molecule: messenger RNA, 1805 nt
Organism: Engraulis encrasicolus (European anchovy)
Lineage: Eukaryota; Metazoa; Chordata; Actinopteri; Clupeiformes; Engraulidae
Exons: 4
Coding region: 1-1632 (543 amino acids)
Source: RefSeq, a predicted model, not a curated record